Toxorhynchites rutilus septentrionalis is the source of this 4268-nucleotide messenger RNA. RefSeq names its product eukaryotic translation initiation factor 2-alpha kinase (gene PEK). The transcript has 3 exons. Bases 277 to 3633 code for a protein of 1118 amino acids. Gene Ontology annotation, molecular function: ATP binding; protein kinase activity; protein binding. The record is from RefSeq and is a predicted model, not a curated record. Gene Ontology annotation, biological process: protein phosphorylation. NCBI's taxonomy places the organism in Eukaryota, Metazoa, Arthropoda, Insecta, Diptera, Culicidae.
CUUCAGGUGUGAUGUUUUCUCUGUGGAAUCAUCAGAUUAUUGUUUUGCUGCUAUCUGGCAAGAGCUAAAAAUCGUUCAGUUUAAAAUAAACUAAACUUUGUAUUGAUCAACACAAGGGUUGAGCAAACUUUUGUGGUGCCGAAAAUUAUUCCAUUUCCAUCUGUGUAAUGGUUAAGGCAGCAUUCGAGGGCAGUCUCGAUCUCAACAGAUGCAUCUCGCCCGUACGCUAGAUAAGCCCGUUUCUGAUCCAAACAUUGGCAGAACAAACGAAGACAAAUGAUGUCGAAAAUGUCUACGUUCUACUCGCUGAUUGGGCAUUUGCUGAUGUUCGGGAUGGUUCUAAUAGGUGCGGCGACCGCGCAGGCUACCAACCCCGACACCCAGCCAUCGAUCACCGUCAAUAAGCUACCCUUCUGCGAUGAGGAGAUUGGAAAAGUGCGUGAUGUUAGCGAUAGACUGCUGUACGUCACCACUCUGGAUGGGCGGCUAUCUGCGCUGGAUCUCAUGGACAAUGGUUUGCUACGCUGGAGCGUAGCAACCGGCCCAGGGCCCCUACUGUCAUCGAGCAUCCACCGGUUGGAGCUGACAAACAAUGGCAAAUGGGUUCGCAUGAUUCCCUCGCUCAGCGGAGGGCUGUACAAAUUCGACGGAGACACAAUCGAGCCGGUUCCGUUCAAUGCCGAAGAUCUGCUUAAGUCGUCCUUCAAGUUUUCCGACGAUUUGGUUAUCUCAGGCGGCAAGGAGACCCGCUCGUACGGAGUGUCGACACGAACCGGACAGGUGAUAUACGAGUGCACCAUGCAUGGCUGCCGGAACGCAACGGAAUUGAUAGAUGAGGAUCGUAUAAAAAAUGGACCACCCCGUGAGGGUAUGGAAGCUAUUCUGGAUCACGAUAGCCUGCAGGAUGAUAUGAUCGUCAUAAGGCGUCAAACACAAACCGUGCGAGCAGUCGAAUCAAGGACCGGAAGUGAGCGGUGGAACUUCAGUAUCGGACACCAUGAGUUGGACAUACUGAAGAGUGAAGACUGCAGGGGAGGAUCGAAGGAACUACUGGAUUCAGCUAUUUUAGAUUUGGAAUUGAAGGUAGUGAUCCCGGAAGGCUUGAUUUGUGCGGUUAGUAAGUCGGCACCGAAUACGAUUCUAUGGAAGUACAAAUUCGAGCAUCCAAUUGUAAGCGCCUGGAGAGCGAAGGACAAGAACGAAUUGAUGAGUAUUAACUUAUUCAAAGGUGCUGAAUGGCUUUGGAAUGAACAGACAGUACAGAUUGAUACGGAUCUGGUGGCUAUGUUAAACCCUUCGCUGUAUUUGGGUAUGCAUCAGAGGCAGUUGUAUAUUCAAGAAUCGACCGCAUUGAUGGUUCAAAGUAGCAAUGCUCAGAAAAUACUACUUUCCGAUAACGAGCGAAUACCAACUAUUCCCUGGAAACCAUUUAUGGCAAGACCUCGAGCUGUUGGCCUUCUAACCGAUGAAAAUCGGAAAAAAGAUUCCGAAUAUGCCGAAUCGACGGCUAUUGCACGAUCGGUUCUGUACCAAUCAAACUACGUUGAUGGAGAUGGUUUCUUUUUGUUUACCCCGGAGGAUUUGAACAGGAAAGAUAACGAACUUCUCUGUUCGAAUGACUCCAAGACGCCGUCGGAGAACUCAAGAAAUGACAGCCCAAUAUUCGAUUUUUCGAUGGAUCCUGAUGCCCCGGUCAAGAUUAUCAUAAUCUCGAUUUGGUUUUGGUGGAAAGAGAUUCUAUUGAUCUCCGCCACGACAGCUUUCGUGCUGAACGUGGUGCUGCGUUACAAAAACGAAGUGGUUGUGUUUGUGGAACGCAAAGUUGAGGUGCCGGUCCCGAUUGCUGUGGAAGCUACCGAGGAACAAUUCGCCCCAUUGGCUCAGAUUCGGAGUUCAACCAGAAGUCUUUCAGAAUCUAGCAGUGAGAACUUUACCUCCCGAUUCCAGGAGGAUUUCGAAUUGGUACAGUGUCUUGGGAAGGGCGGUUUCGGCGUUGUAUUUGAAGUGAGAAACAAGCUAGAUGAUUGUCACUAUGCCAUAAAGCGAGUGGUACUGCCGUAUAAGCAGGAAUCGAAAGAUCGUGUGAUGAGAGAGGUAAAGACAUUGGCUCACUGCGAGCACAACAAUAUAGUGCGAUAUUUCCACGCGUGGACAGAAACUCCACCUCCCGGUUGGCAGGAAAGUCGGGAUAAGAUUUGGAUGGAACGCAACUGCUUAUCCACAUCGAUUGAUAUCGAAACACCCACAGAAACAUCCCCACCGAAUUCAAAAAUCAUUCCUACCACCAAAAAAGGGGGAAUUCCGAAAACAGGUCCAGAAAAGUACAACAUACCAAAGCAUUCCGCCGGCCAACAGCAGCCGUGGCUGACGAAGCUUCCCGAGCAGAGCUUCUCGAUGUCUAACAACGAUGCAGAUCGUUCAAGUAGUUGCUCAUUUAUCGGGUUUAGAGCAGAUCCACGAAAGUCGUUUCGAAGCGACACCGAAGACGACUCUUUUCAGAUUGAAUUCAAGCAUGAUGAUGAUGAUGAUGAUGAUGAUAACGAUAAUGAGAAGCCCGAUGCUAGUGCAGGCGGAGAUUCAAUAGAUAUUGUUUUUCAGGACCCAUCGAAUAAUACGUCCAACAAAGAACACAUUAUAUCAAUAACUGAAACAUCCACCACGUCACAGAAACCGAUUCCAAUCGCCAAUCGAACGCUGAGAAAGAAUCGUCACCGGAGGCCUCUUUCUCUCGAUCUCACCAGUGCUGGACGUGUUAAUCGAACUCCAGCCGUGACCAGUACUGCUGGAAAUCACAUCGAUUCGGUCGCAACCAGCUCCGGGAGCUUCAAAAUAUAUCUCUACAUUCAGAUGCAACUUUGCCGGAAGCAAUCUCUUAAAGAGUGGUUGGCUUUGAAUGAUUUGGCUGCACGACAAGAUAAAAUCAUACCGAUUUUUGAACAAAUCGUAGAUGCCGUAGAAUACGUUCAUCUUAAGGGGCUAAUUCACAGGGACCUGAAACCCAGCAAUAUAUUUUUUUCGCUAGACGGGCGUGUUAAAAUAGGCGACUUCGGACUGGUGACAGAUUCAGGCGAUGUACAGUAUGACAAAGAAAACAAUUUACCGGAAAUGACAAACAACAGACACACCCGCCAAGUAGGAACCCAACUUUACAUGUCUCCGGAGCAGCUGAAGGGGCUGCCGUAUGACUACAAGGUAGAUAUUUAUUCGCUGGGACUGAUUCUUUUCGAAUUACUGGUUAGCUUCGGCACAGAAAUGGAACGGAUUUACACGCUUAAGGACGUGCGAAAGAAUAAGUUUCCCGAUGGGUUCGAAGAGGAAUAUUCCAACGAGUACGAACUGUUAAAGUUAAUGCUCGCAGACCAACCAAAAAAACGAUUGACUACAUUCGGCAUCAAGGCGCGCCCUCCAUUAAAGCGAAUUCACACUAGCAAAUCGUCACCUCAAUUCCAAACUGUGCCAUUGCUGGAAAAUUCCCUGCAGUUAAACACUACCAACGGUUCUGCUAUGCCCCCAGAACCAUCGGAGAACAACGAAUGGCAUUUUGAAUUGCCUCCUAGACGUAAGGAUAGCCGAUCUUACUCUACAACAGGCAGCUCCAGCUCCGGAAGCAACCAAAAUAAUACUUUCUUUUGAUCGUUAUCUUGUUAUGCACUAUUAUAAAUUUAUAUUCAAACUAUUGAAUGACAAGAGAAGCAAUAUGACUUUAUUUUUUUGUUCUUCCACUUCAAUCAAGUUGUUAGGCAUAUGAAUGUUUCGAGUGAACUUCCAGUGAACAGGUGAAAUAAUUUGUUUAAUAUCUAGGAGUCUAGCUUACAAAUUGUUUCUUCACUUAACGAAAGAAAGCAAACUAUUUCUUCGCUCGUUUUCCUUCACCUUUCUUAGGGGGAGCUUUGCCACGCAGUGCCCGCAAUCGAGCCAUCUCCUCUUUGAAGUCCUGAUGUUCGUCGCGGAACAGUCCGUACUCUCGCAGCUUCAGUGCUAGCAAAUUGGUUUCGACAUGCCUCGGGUACCAGUUGACCACGUAGUCUCUACGCUGGAUCGGCUCUUCGCUGAACAUUUUAACCACUUUCAUCGAUUGGGAGUUGGUGGGUCGCGUCACUUCACCGAAGAUUCUGUUCGAGAGGUGGUUCAUCCGACGGGCAUAGGUUGUAGACAAUUUAGCGAGAUCUUUGUACUUGGACAUUGUUUAUUUUUGUAUUAAAAUAUUUUCUAUUUCGCUGCACCAAGUUCUGUAACUGCAAGCGGUGUGAUUUGUGUCUACUGUCAAA